Messenger RNA from Closterium sp. Naga37s-1, 678 nucleotides. NCBI's taxonomy places the organism in Eukaryota, Viridiplantae, Streptophyta, Zygnematophyceae, Desmidiales, Closteriaceae. The record is from the annotation of a GenBank genome assembly.
AUGCGACAGGAUUGGAGUUUUCCUUUCCCGUCUCCCCUCCCUCAAUUCCACCCUUCUUCCAUCCACCCACUCCCCCUCCUCCGGGCAUCCCCACGCGGUUGCUCAGCUCCCCCCAUUCGUGCCCCGCCAGUCAGUCUCCCCCAUACAGCAACCCAUGCGUACCCCUUUCCCCUUCCCCACCUCACCACCCCUCCCCACCCCCCGCCUCCCCUUCCCCUUACUCCCCCAGUCUCUCCAUCCCUCUCACCCUCCCCCAGGCCGCCCCACGUGGUGCCUCCUCUCCCCCCAUUCGUGCUCCGCCAGUCAUAUGCGGCCGUCAUCAUGAGCCCGGUUAGUUCUGCUCACACGGUUGAGAGAGGCGGGGUAAGAGGGGAAGGGGACGAUGGAGUAACAGAGGAGAAGAAAGUAGAGAUGGAAUCUGGUGCUUCUUUUGGUAGUGGUGGUGCUGGUGCUGGUGCUGGUGCUGAUUGUGGUGCUGGUGCUGGUGCUGGUGGUGGUGCUGGUGGUGGUGGUGAAAUGGGUGCGAUAGCACAGUUGGAGGAGGCUGCAAGUGGUGCAUUGUUGGGAGAAGCAGCAGCAUCAAUGGCAGGGGAAAGGGGGCAUGGAAGGAAGGGCAGCGGUGCGAGCGAGCAUGGAAGGAAGGGUGUGGGUGGGGGUGAAUUGGGUCAUCCUGCCUAG